Molecule: messenger RNA, 1921 nt
Organism: Dreissena polymorpha
Lineage: Eukaryota; Metazoa; Mollusca; Bivalvia; Myida; Dreissenidae
Exons: 7
Coding region: 6-491 (161 amino acids)
Source: RefSeq, a predicted model, not a curated record
ACAAAAUGGCGGAGGCUUCGAAAUCUACAAUGAGCGAACCAGCCAAAACAGAGGGAGAGAUGAGAAGAAGUAAACGCGUGAGACAGCCAUCUAAGAGAAUGUUGUUGUAUUUUCAGGACACAGAUUCAGAUUCAAGUCUACAGAAGGGUAAAGGAAAACGUCCUGCCAGAAAGAUCCAGAAAGUUGAUACAUUAGCAACAACAACUAAGGGGACACUGGAACACCAUAGCACGUCUGACGAUGAACCUGUACUGGCUUUUGUUCCUUCAAGUUCUGAUGAGUCUGAAGGAGAACCACUCAGUGAGAGAGAGGAUGAUUUAAGAACCAAACGAAAGGGAAGGAAAAGAGGAAGUAAGAAAGUGAAAGGGCGCUGUUAUGGCCAUGAAGAACAAGAAAGAAUUCUUGAAUAUAGAAAAGAACAGGAACGAAAAUCUAAGGAAAUAAUUGAAAGUCUUACAGUCACCGAAAGGAAAGAAUUUAGAUAUUGCUAGAAUUUUAUCAAAAAGGAAAGAGAAAAAGGAACAAGACCUGUGUCCAGUCCGGAGUGGUGCUCUUGUCACAGAUGCCCACAAUACGAGAGAGUGGAAGAUCGAGUUUGCUGUGGGAUGGUCCCAGAAUUAUGCUCAAGUCAAAGACCUGAGAUGACUCUAUCGAUGCUGGAUAGGAUGACCCUCUACAGUCAGCAGCAGUAUCGACAAGAUGUGUUUUCCUUUUAUGCAGAGACACUAGAAGAUGUCAAUAAAUCUUUCAGACAUGCUGCAUACAGACAAUUUACCAUCUUAAUGCAUGGGAAACUGACUGCUGGAGACAGAAGAACUGUCCCAGCAUGUUGUGUUAAAUUAAUAAGGGAGAAGUUUCCUAGUCUUUCAGGCCAGUAUACAAGCUUCAUACCAGGUGAAGGCCCAGUGUUCUAACAAUUUUGCAUAUUUAUGCCCCCCUUCGAAGAAGAGGGGGUUUAUUGUUUUGCACAUGUCGGUCCGUCCACCAGAUGGUUUCCAGAUGAUAACUUAGGAACGUUAAGGCCUAGGAUCAUGAAACUUCAUAGGUACAUUGAUCAUUACUGGUGAUCAUGACUGGCAAAUGACCCCUAUUGAUUUUCAGGUCACUAGGUAAAAGGUCAGUGACUAGAAACAGUAAAACGGUUUCCGGAUGAUUACUCAAGAAUGCUUACGCCUAGGAUCUUGAAACUUAAUAGGUAAAUUGAUCAUGACUGGCAGAUGAUCUCUUUUGAUUUUCAGGUCACUAGGUCAAGGUCACAGUGACUCGAAACAAUAAAAUGGUUUCCGGAUGAUAUCUCUAGAAUGCUUACGCCUAGGAUCAUGCAACUUCAUAGGUACAUUGAUAAUGACUGUCAGAUGACCCUUAUUGAUUUUCAGGUCACUAGGUCAAGCUCACAGUGACUCGAAAUAGUAAAAUGGUUUCCUGAUGAUAACUCAAGAAUAAUAAGGCCUCGGAUCAUGAAACUUUAUGGGUACAUUGAUCAUGACUGACAGAUGACCCCUAUUAAUUUUCAGGUCACUAUGUCAAAGGUCAAGGUCACAGUGACAAAAAACGUAUUCACACAAUGGCUGCAACUACAACUGACAGCCCAUAUGGGGGGCAUGCAUGUUUUACAAACAGCCUAGUUGCUAUUCUUUUUCAUUUAUCAGACAUAGAACUUUCUUAGUUUUGAUUAUUUUUUGUUCUGGCUCAAUUUUUGAAACAUUUAUAUUUAUGCAAAUCAUUUGAAUUAUGCUUAAUCAUUUGAAUUUUUCAGUUCUAUGCAUUUUGUUUUGAAAUACCAAUUUGUGUGAAAUGUGCUAGUUUAUUAUUAAAACUUGCACAGCAGUUUUUACAUUUGUAUGCUUACUUUGGUGUCAUUUGAAUGAAAUGCCAUGAGUACCUGGAUUGUAAGAUGAAAGAAAUAAAAGAAGCAAUGACA